AUGGACAAUCUCGACGGUGCAAGCAACCAAGGGAGUAAACCAGGCCGGAAGAAAAACCCCAACUCGCAGGCGGCCCGCCGAGACCAAAACAGAAUAGCCCAGCGAGAGUUUCGUCUACGCAAACAGCAACGUAUACGAGACCUUGAGGCUCGGGUCGAAAUUCUAUCAGGCGGCAAAGAUGAGGCACUGUCUGAGAUGAGGGAAAUAUUGAAAGAUUUGAUGCACGAGAAUCAAGUAUUGCGCAACCUCCUCAAGAACCUCAGUUCCUUCAUUGGUGAAGGAGCGGGUGGCCUUCUACCGAAGCUAGGAUGGGACCUUGCGGAUUUCAACAACUUCAUAAACAAAGCAGAGACUGAUACAGCUUGGGAGAGUCAUCAGAGGCGUAAAAAGGCACGGCAAGAGUUCGAUCCGUUGUCUUCUCAUCCCAACCUUACAGCGCAGAAGCGUCCGAUCGAGGAAGAGGACAACCAGUCUGCUGCUAAGCGGUCCAAAUCGGCAGCGGACGACAGAGAGAAUGACCGUAACGGAUAUGCUAUGCUAAACUCCAUCACAGCCGGGAUCAGCCCUCUUCCCGCCUCAUACGCAGCGGAGUCAAGGCCCUCUGCCGACACCAGUUUCUUCUCAGAGCUCAUACGGGGAACAGGGCGUUCGCCGAUGUUUGCAUCUCAGACGACGACCCCAUCAAACAAUACGCCCAGCCAGUAUCCUACGGCAUCGACGUCGACUAUACCGACGGCUAGCAGCUCUUUCCAGAACCCCUAUCUCCCUCCUAUAAAUAUGAACAUGGACGCUACGUUGCCGUCGCUUCAGUUCAUGGCUAACCCUGCUGUACCACCGCAACAGCAGAAUGUGCGAGCGGGUCACACUCCGGAUGAAGAUGCAGCUGAUGACGAUCCGAAAAGGAACGAGGCACAUAAACUCAUACACUAUCAUCUCGAUAAUUUCAAGCGGAAUUCUGCCUAUUGUUUACCAUCAUCGUUGCGACCUACGUUAGUCCAGAAGUAUGUUCCUCAGAGCGCCAUUGACAGGAUACCCCAUCCCGAACUUCGGGAUCGUAUGAUUCUACUACGCGGCCGAUAUGAUCUCGUUGACUGUCUUCACGAGUAUCGAGCGGCAGUCACAAUACACGGGGAUGAUGUCCUUGCCCAUACUAAUUGGGAGAUUGGAGAGAAUUGGUUAAGACGUUACGGUUACCUCGUCGAUCAGGCCACGCUCAAUGUCUGCAAUAGGUGGAGGCGAGAUCGAGGUGAACACGAACUGCGUCUUGCGGACUUGGGUCCUGCGGACCAGCAAUCUGGAUCGGUAUAG
Messenger RNA from Gloeophyllum trabeum ATCC 11539, 1308 nucleotides. RefSeq lists its product as uncharacterized. Lineage: Eukaryota; Fungi; Basidiomycota; Agaricomycetes; Gloeophyllales; Gloeophyllaceae. The transcript is spliced from 8 exons. Bases 1 to 1308 code for a protein of 435 amino acids. The record is from RefSeq and is a predicted model, not a curated record. Gene Ontology annotation, biological process: regulation of DNA-templated transcription. Gene Ontology annotation, molecular function: DNA-binding transcription factor activity.